GGAGAGGAGGAGGAGGAGGAGACAGAAGAGAGGAAGGAAGCGAGGAUCGCGUCACGAAAAGCGGAGUCGAAGUUAAAAAAAAAUGAGAAGAAUGUUUAAUGGACAAUCGUGAGGAGACAGAGCUGUGGACGGUGGCGUCUGUGGACAUGUUGUCCUUCAGCUGACGUGUGGACAGAAGACCGAUAAUAGAAGAAGAAAGAAAAGAAAAAACAGGCCGAGGUUUUCGGAAAGGGAGAAGCUGCAGAUUCAUCUUUUUCUAUUCUCCCCCCUCUCACCGAGGAGACCCGCCGACAGAGCAGAGACAUGGAGACGUGCGCGUCCCUGCGCCGUUCGUCUGUUUUCUAAAAGGAUUUUUUUUGGAAAGCUGAUCGUCUGAUCGUGAGGAGAUCGAGGAGGAUCUGUGUGGUCUUCAGCUCGGCUCUCUCUCUCUCUCUCUCUCUCUGUUCUUCUUCUUCUUCAAUGAGGCCAGAAAGACACAUGAUUAAAACCUGAUCCUGGACUGGAUUCUAAUUUUGGAGCCAUCGCUUUCGCUUUCGAUUAUUUUUUUUUUCUCUCUGUUUUUCUGUUUUCUUGCAUCUCACGCGCAGACAAAUAAGCAUCGGCAGAAUUAACAGCAGCUCGGACUGAUCCAAGAUGAGUGAGCUGGAGCAGCUUCGUCAGGAGGCAGAGCAGCUGAGGAACCAGAUCAGGGACGCCAGGAAAGCAUGUGGAGACUCCACCCUGACACAGAUCACGGCAGGUCUGGACCCCGUGGGCCGGAUCCAGAUGAGGACAAGACGCACGCUCCGUGGUCACCUGGCCAAGAUCUACGCCAUGCACUGGGGCUCGGACUCCAGACUCCUGGUUAGCGCCUCUCAAGAUGGGAAACUGAUCAUCUGGGACAGUCACACCACCAACAAGAUCCACGCCAUCCCCCUGCGCUCCUCCUGGGUGAUGACCUGCGCCUACGCCCCCUCUGGGAACUACGUGGCCUGUGGCGGCCUGGACAACAUCUGCUCCAUCUACUGCCUGAAGACACGUGAAGGCAACGUCAGAAUCAGCAGGGAGUUACCUGGUCAUACAGGGUAUCUGUCCUGCUGCCGUUUUAUUGACGACAAUCAAAUCAUUACAAGUUCAGGAGACACCACGUGUGCACUGUGGGACAUCGAGACGUGUCAGCAGACCACGGUGUUUUCGGGCCACACCGGUGACGUCAUGAGUCUGUCCCUGUCGCCCGACAUGCGCACCUUCGUGUCCGGAGCCUGCGACGCCUCGGUCAAACUGUGGGACAUCAGGGACAGCAUGUGUCGACAGACCUUCACUGGACACGAGUCGGACAUCAACGCCAUCUGUUUCUUUCCUAACGGCAGCGCCUUUGCCACCGGCUCUGACGACGCCACCUGCAGGUUGUUCGACCUGCGUGCGGACCAGGAGCUGGGCCUCUACUGUCACGACAACAUCAUCUGCGGCAUCACCUCCGUGGCUUUCUCACGCUCCGGGCGCCUGCUGCUGGCUGGGUACGACGACUUCAACUGCAACAUCUGGGACGCCAUGAAGGGAGACCGAGCGGGAGUGCUGGCCGGCCACGACAAUCGUGUGAGCUGUCUGGGCGUGACGGAUGACGGCAUGGCCGUGUGCACGGGCUCCUGGGACAGUUUCCUCAAGAUCUGGAACUGAGGCGCGCACCCACGCACACACACACACACACACGUACACACACAGAAGAAGAAGAAGAAACACAACGUCCAACCGACGGGAGGAUGGACAGACAGUCUGUCCCCCGUGUCCACACUGUAUGUAAGACUCAACAAAACUGCAGCGAUGUUCUGUACAUAAUAUAAAAGACUUAGAGUUCACGCACACACACACACAUAGCGCACACACACAUGAAUCACAAUACAGCAGUUUUAAUGUUACUGUGUGUAAAAUAAAAAAAAAUGGAACCAACCUGA
Messenger RNA from Cynoglossus semilaevis (tongue sole), 1931 nucleotides. It is a transcript of the gene gnb2, whose product is annotated as guanine nucleotide binding protein (G protein), beta polypeptide 2. The transcript is spliced from 10 exons. Gene Ontology annotation, molecular function: protein binding. The coding region runs from base 634 to 1656 and encodes 340 amino acids. NCBI's taxonomy places the organism in Eukaryota, Metazoa, Chordata, Actinopteri, Pleuronectiformes, Cynoglossidae. Gene Ontology annotation, biological process: signal transduction. The record is from RefSeq and is a predicted model, not a curated record.